GCCGAACGAUUGACAGGAUCUAUGCUCAGUAGAAGACUGACUUAAUGCACCAUUCUCAGCGAUAGCCUGCAUACGUGGAAUUGUGAUGCCUGCAUUGUGAUACAGUACGUGACAGUCAUUGCGUCAUGGAACCUGUCACCUGUAACAGCCUCUCGUGCACUGCCAGAUGAAGACUGAGUGAAUGAUAAGAAGCUCAUCAAUGAUACGUUUCAUCAUCUGAGUCACAGCAACCUUCGCAGCGGUAUCCUGCCAUGUUGCUUGGACCGUGCAUCAGUUAUCAAAUUCAAGUUCCACAGCAAUAAACUCUCACUAAACCUGUUCAUAUCAUUUCUCCUAGAAUAGCUGCAGGUUUAAUAUUUUGUAUUGACUUCACAAUGGCUGAACUUGGUUUCACUGUCGACAAUGCAAAAUCUGCCCGAUCACUUUGUAGACAUUGUGACGAGUAUAUUGACAAGAAAGCACUAAGAAUUGGUAAAUUUGUUAAGAACUUUUAUGAUGAAGAUGAUGAAGGGUGGGGGGAUCUGACCUAUUGGCACCAUGCUGUGUGCAUGUUUAAGGCGUUCGACCAGGACAAACCAAAGGACAAGAAGAUCAAGUCUCCCGAUGAUAUGUAUUGUUUUAAUCAGCUAAACCAGGAAGAUAAGAAGACCAUACUGAAACUAAUCAAUGAUGCUAAUGUGAAGUGGGACAACUUAUUCCGACAGUUCCGUUGUCUCUGUGCAAAGUUAUCUGACGAAGACACUGGUGCUGGCAAGACGGCCAUCGUGUCGGACUUCCUCAAGAAGGGAAAUGCCGGCACUGGCUUCAAGGGCGAUGUCUAUCUGUUGAUGAAGUUCUUGUUGCCUGGUGUUGUGAAGACCGUGUAUAACCUCAACGACAAAGACCUUAUCAAGUUAUUCAGUCAGAUAUUUGGUACAAAUCUUAAAGCAAUGGAAGAGGAUCUAGAGCAGGGCGACGUGUCUGAAACAGUCAGGGUGUGUUUUGAUAAAAGCAAAACAGUGACACCAUUGAAGAAGAGUGUCCUUACCUUACAAGAGGCAGACGACCUCCUGACUUCUUUGUCUCAAGUCACAAAGGAGAGUGAACAAUACAAGAUACUCACAAAAAUUGUUGCAAGAUGUACCAGCAAUGAUCUGAUGAUGGUGGUUCGCCUCAUCACACAUGACCUUGGCAUCAACGCAAAGGCAAAAUAUAUUUUAAGAGGUCUUCACCCUGAUGCUUACAAAGCAUUCCAGGUCUCUCAAAACCUGAAGGACGUCGUGGAGAGGGUUCAGUCUAACACAUUACACAGCAUGGCAGGCAUGAAGAAGAAGGAGAAGACUGACAAAAAGACUGGACACGAUCACAGUAAAAGUGAAGGCGCAAAGCAAGGCAUCAGUGGCAGUAGUGACAGCGUGGAUGUUGGUGUCUCCAAGAAGAAAACACCGGUCAAGAGACCGACAGAGGAUGAAGGGCAGACAACUCCUUCCAAAAAGUGCAAGACAGCACCAUCAGCCAGCCCCUCCAUGUCCAACAUCUUCACAGACUGCAAGAUAUUCCUGCCUGAAACCACAGACAAGUUCAAGGAGCUCAAGCAGUAUAUAAUAGAUUUUGACGGGGAAGUUUUGGACGAGACCAGCAAGGGAUCAGCUACACAUAUUGUCUCUUCUAAAGGAAAGAUUAGCACCAGUGGUAGCAAGGCCAAGGUCGUGACCCCUGACUGGCUGUGGCAGUCAAUCAAGAAGAAACAGCUUGCAUCUACUGAGGAGUUCAAGCCCUGAACAGGGACAUUCAGACUUUUAUUAUGGUUUACAUACAAAAAACCUUGGCAAUACGUGUGUUUGUUGGUGUUUACUCACAUGCAAAGGAUUCACAUGAAGGUCUGAUGUAAAUGUAAUAAAAUUUGGUACAGUGCAGUUGGUAGCAAGAACAACAUACAUGUUCAUUUUUGUGCAAGUUUUACUUUGUUUAUUCCCACCAAUGAUUACACUAGACUUGUUCUAAAGAUCA
Molecule: messenger RNA, 1989 nt
Organism: Haliotis rubra (blacklip abalone)
Lineage: Eukaryota; Metazoa; Mollusca; Gastropoda; Lepetellida; Haliotidae
Product: DNA ligase 3-like
Exons: 13
Coding region: 375-1760 (461 amino acids)
Biological process (GO): double-strand break repair via alternative nonhomologous end joining; lagging strand elongation; mitochondrial DNA repair
Cellular component (GO): DNA ligase III-XRCC1 complex
Molecular function (GO): DNA binding; zinc ion binding; DNA ligase (ATP) activity
Source: RefSeq, a predicted model, not a curated record